This is a messenger RNA of Grosmannia clavigera kw1407, 1185 nucleotides long. Its product is annotated as c2h2 transcription factor. The transcript has 3 exons. Bases 1 to 1185 code for a protein of 394 amino acids. Gene Ontology annotation, cellular component: nucleus. Gene Ontology annotation, biological process: regulation of transcription by RNA polymerase II. The record is from RefSeq and is a predicted model, not a curated record. Lineage: Eukaryota; Fungi; Ascomycota; Sordariomycetes; Ophiostomatales; Ophiostomataceae. Gene Ontology annotation, molecular function: DNA-binding transcription factor activity, RNA polymerase II-specific; RNA polymerase II cis-regulatory region sequence-specific DNA binding.
AUGAGUAUCGUCUUCGAAACAUCGCGCCAGGCUCCUUACCUUGGCGGAGAAGACAGCUAUCCGCCCAUCGACCAGGCCGGCGACGAGGUCGAACGGUACGACGAGGAGGCGGUUGGAAACAAUGUCGGUGUUGGCAUGAGCGAUGUUGGCGAUGUAAGCGAGCUUGCUGCAGCCGUGGCCGGAGGCUACCACGCGCCCGACUCAUCCAUACUCGAGAGCGAGUCGUCGCGUCUCGUCGUGGACGAGGUCGUCGGAGCCGGAGAGGAUCACGACCAUCACCAACACCAAGUCUCCGCGAAUAUGGCAGCGACAGCUGCAGCAGCCUCUGCUGCGGCCCAGAUGCACGCCAAGUCCAAGGCCUCGGCGCGGAGAGCAUCGUAUGACUCAUCCAUAUCGCCUCCACAUUCCCUGGGUGAGGCAACAUCGUCCAUCCAUGGAUCGCGAAUCAAGCCUAUUCCCAAGCCCGACCGGGACAUCUACAGGAAUCCAAAAGGAAAGUUCCAGUGCACAUGGCCCGACUGUACCGAAGAAGCCCAGGAAUUUUCACGCAAAUGCGAGUACAAUAAGCACAUGGAUAAGCAUGAGCGUCCCUACCGCUGCACAGCCGAGGGGUGUGAGAAGCUGCCUGGAUUUACCUACUCGGGCGGCCUGUUGCGACACGAGCGCGAAGUUCACAACAAGCAUGGAGGGCCGCGCAACCCGCUUCACUGCCCUCACCCCACCUGCAAGCGCCAUGCAGGCAAGGGCUUUUCGCGGCAGGAGAAUCUCAACGAACACCUGCGGCGCGUGCACACGACUACCGGCAGCAGCGUGGUCGGCGUCGACCUGCCUAUGGAUAGUGGCAAUGCGCUGUCUGGCCUGGCCGAUCUGCGGCCCUUGGCAGCUGUUGUGGAUGCAUCUGGACAUGGGGGCAACCCCACCACGUUGUCGGCGGCAGCAGCGGCAGCAGCAGCAGCAGUCGUGUCGGAAGCCCUUCCGUCCUCUGUCAUGCGUGGCGACGAAAACGACGACGACAGGGCAAUGGAGGGCCUGGGACUGCUGACGGGGCAUUCGCAAGUCCAGGUGCACCCAAGGAGACGCAAGCGGACGGCGUCUUUUCUGGGCGAUGUCGAGGGCGAUCACGGCCACUACGAUCUGCGAGAAGAAGUCAAACGGGCAUCGACCCUGACCGACGUGCUGGCUUGA